AUGCACACUGGUGUCGUUGUGCUGUGCUUCGUUACAGUGGCCUUAGCAGCUCCUACCGAAAGGGACAAGGAAACCGAUUUGCCUGUAUCCGUAUCAAGGCCGAUAAGAAAGGAUGCCGCAGGAGAGUCGGAUUCGAUUGAGCAAAAUGCGAUCGAGGAUGUGAAAAAGGAAUUGAAUAGAGCGGUGCAAGGACUCAACAACACGGUUGUCGAAAACAACGAGAAGGUUUCAAACGCUAUUUCUGAUAUCACAGGGAAUCUCGACGUUUGCACAUCGCUGGACUGCAACAAUCGUGGUACUUGCCUUGGUACAAAGAAAAACUAUAUUUGUGCAUGUCUACUGGGAUUCUCUGGGAAGAAUUGUGAAGAUACGGUGUGUGACUCUGCUCGCGAUUGCAACGGACGAGGAAUCUGCCUUGGGACAACCACCUCGCUCACUUGCCUUUGCAACCUCGGCUAUGCUGGACAUCGUUGCGAGAAAGAAGAGUUUACCAAGAUCAUCUUCAUGAAUAAAUCAAGGAUGCUGGAUAAGGCCCAUCCUCAAGAACUAGGUGGAUUCUGUCAGGGGAAAGCCUGCGACAGCGUGAAAACGAAUGCAACAUUGUCACCGCUGGUCGAUCAAGCUUUUCCACCGGCCGCUAACCAUGCCUAUUGGCAAGGGGUACGACAAGGCGAUACUAUAUUACCGAAGCUGUUCACAGCUACAUUGCAAUGGAUAAGGAAAUCACUUUCUUGGAAGGAAGAGGGCAUACGUGUUGAUGGAAGACUUCCUCUCCAAUCUUCGUUUUGCGGACGACAUCGCUCCCUUUUGGAGUUCUUUUCCAAUGAAGCAGAAACGAUGAUCAACGAAUUGAAAGAAGCAAGGAAGAGAAUAGGACUACGAAUAAACAGAAGGAAGACACAGUUCAUGAAGAACGCCCAUUGCAAGGACGGAGGAGUACAUCCUGAAAGCUCCCAAAUCGUGGAAACUUCGUCAUACGCAUACCGAGGACGUUCUACGAAUAUGGAAAACGUCUUGAAAGAAGAAUUGAAUAGAAGGAUGGGAGCAGCGUGGGCAAGAUUCGCACCUAUCAGGGAAGCUGACCAACUGACGGACCAAGAUCUUCGUGCCCAUCUGUUCGACUCGACAGUUCUUCCAGCGUUUCGUCACGCAGCGGAGACGUAG
Molecule: messenger RNA, 1164 nt
Organism: Necator americanus (New World hookworm)
Lineage: Eukaryota; Metazoa; Nematoda; Chromadorea; Rhabditida; Ancylostomatidae
Exons: 8
Coding region: 1-1164 (387 amino acids)
Biological process (GO): heterophilic cell-cell adhesion; establishment or maintenance of epithelial cell apical/basal polarity
Cellular component (GO): protein-containing complex; plasma membrane
Molecular function (GO): calcium ion binding
Source: RefSeq, a predicted model, not a curated record